GGACUGUGCCUGCUGCGCGUGCUCACGCUAGCCGACGUCACCUUCAACCUGCGCGCGCUGCCGGCCGACUCAGCCACGCUGGCGAGCUUGGUCGGCGCUGUGGCCACAGCUGCCGCCGCCCUGGUCCGUGCUAGUCCGCUGGACUCCACCUGCCUUUGCUGGUCACGCUUGCCAUUGCGCGAAGGCGGCUUGGGGCUCCCAGACGCGAAGCGGACGGCGCCGGCUGCCCGGCUGGCCAGCACGGUCGCCGCCCUGCCCAUCGUGGCACGGGUCACCAGCGCCACCUCCCUCGAGGCUUUGACCCGGGCGCCCUUGCUGGCAGCGCGGCUGGAGGGGCUCGCGGCGACUUUCGCCCAGAAGAGGCUAGACGCGCACGACGAGGGACACGCGCUGUCGGAGACCGCGCGGGACGCGCUGCUGGACGAGCUCCAGCCCUCCCUGCGGGCCCUGCUGCGGGCGGUGGGCGGGCCCGGGGCCGGCGCCUGGCUGCUUCCUGCGGAGGAGGGCGAGGCGUGGGUGCCUGACGACGAGUUCGCCGUGGCGGCCCACCUCUGGCUGGCGCUGCCCCUGCACCUGCCGCCUACGUGCGCGUCCUGCGCCCGAACCGGCGUGCCCGCAGCGCAGGCGCAGCACGACCAGCUGGCCACGCACGCGCUCUGCUGCCCCCGCGGCCCAGGCCACACGGGCCGGCACGAGCGCGUCAAACACGCGUGGGCCCGCGUGCUCGAGGACGCGCUCGGGGCCCCGUCGCAGCUAGCGCAGGUGGUCCCCGAGUGGGCCGCGCCCGACGGGCGCGAGGCGUGGCCCGACCUGAGCUUCGCGCUGCCUGGGGGUCGCACCUGGCAUGCGGACAUCACGGUCGGCCACCCUGGCGGCAGGGGGUCGGUCGCCCAGUCCGCGGCCUCGCGGGGCAGCGGGGUCGCCCUCGCGCUGGAGCGCACCCAGCGGACCCGCUACCCGCACCCCGAGCCCGUGCCGCUAGCACUGGAGAGCGGGGGCCGCAUGGGGCCGUCCGCGCUGGCGCUGCUGCGCGCGCUGCACGCGCUGCUGCCGCCUGUCGAGAAAGUCGUGGCGAUGCGGCGCGCCUGCAGGCGCAUCGCAACGACGCUCCAACGCGCGCAGGCCCAGACAGCCCUGCGAGCGGCGCAGCCGGGCAUGAGCGUUUUCGGUCUAGCGGGGGCCUGA
Messenger RNA from Prorocentrum cordatum, 1185 nucleotides. The record is from the annotation of a GenBank genome assembly. NCBI's taxonomy places the organism in Eukaryota, Dinophyceae, Prorocentrales, Prorocentraceae.